Molecule: messenger RNA, 2472 nt
Organism: Phaeoacremonium minimum UCRPA7
Lineage: Eukaryota; Fungi; Ascomycota; Sordariomycetes; Togniniales; Togniniaceae
Product: putative n-acetylated-alpha-linked acidic dipeptidase 2 protein
Exons: 2
Coding region: 1-2472 (823 amino acids)
Molecular function (GO): carboxypeptidase activity
Source: RefSeq, a predicted model, not a curated record
AUGUCGCUCUUGAGUAGAGCAAAGAUGCUGACAAGCGAAAAGUUAGACCCCUCGGUUCAUAACGAGAAGAUGAGUAAUGAGAACACCCCGCUCAUCGCGACCGUCAGGGUCGGACCUGCCCGUCGCCGCUAUCCUCACAAUGUUCUGCGCCGAUUUUGUGCCAUUGCCCUGUCCUCAUCAUUGAUCUUUCUGCUUUUCGUGUUUCUCUUCACUGUGGUGUUCUUCCCGACACACAGACACCGCAGACAUGAUUGGGAUUGGUCAUGGCCCGGCUGUAAAGACCGAAAGGUUACCUAUGAGCAACUGAAGGACAUUCUGCUCGAAACGCCUGAUAGCGACAAAGCGAGAGAAUGGAGCGAGUACUACACUGCAGGCGCGCAUCUGGCUGGCCAGAACUACUCACAAGCUGUAUGGACCAAGGAUAAGUGGGAGGAAUGGGGUAUCAAGUCAGACAUUGUAGCAUAUGAUGUUUACCUGAACCGUCCUGUUGAUCAUCGACUUGCCAUCUUGGAAAAGCCCAAGAAGGACACUUCAGCAUGGAAAGUGUCUUUCGAGGCUUCUCUGACUGAAGAUGUGCUCGAUAAGGACCCAACUACCGGAUUCGACAACAGCAUCCCGACAUUUCACGGCUACUCUGCCAGCGGGAAUGUCACAGCACCAUUUGUGUACGUCAAUUACGGAACUUACCAGGAUUAUGAGGACUUGGUCAAAGCCAAUGUGAGCUUGAAGGGCAAGAUUGCUAUUGCUCGAUAUGGUGGCAUCUUCCGUGGCCUGAAGGUCAAGCGAGCGCAGGAGCUGGGCAUGAUCGGAGCAGUGCUGUAUAGCGACCCAGGCGACGAUGGAGAGGUCACCGACGAGAAUGGAGUGGAGCAAUAUCCAAAGGGGCCAGCUCGAAAUCCUAGCAGCGUUCAGCGUGGUAGCGCACAAUUCUUGAGCAUUGCGCCAGGUGAUCCUACUACACCCGGCUACCCAUCAAAACCAGGUGUUCCACGCGGCCCCGUCGACAAUUAUAUACCAAGCAUUCCGUCUAUACCGAUCUCAUAUGCAGACGCUCUCCCAAUCUUAAAAGCACUGAACGGACACGGUCCUGCAGCAAAGGACUUUAAUAAAUACUGGACCAAGGACCUUGGCUUGGAGUACAAAGGCGUGGAAUAUAAUAUCGGACCUUCUCCCGACGAUGUCGUGCUUAACCUAUACAAUGAGCAAGAGUAUAUCACAACUCCCCUUUGGAACGUUAUUGGCAUUAUCAACGGAUCAAUCCCAGAUGAGGUAGUCGUCGUAGGCAAUCACCGGGACGCCUGGAUAGUUGGAGGCGCUGGCGAUCCCAACAGUGGUUCUGCCGUCAUUAAUGAAGUCAUUCGCAGCUUUGGCAAGGCACUAGAACAAGGCUGGAAACCUCUGCGCACCAUCGUCUUCGCUUCAUGGGACGGUGAGGAAUACUCGCUUAUUGGCAGCACAGAAUGGGUCGAGGAAUACCUACCGUGGCUCUCCCAUGCGAAUGUUGCCUACCUCAAUGUGGAUGUCGGAGUUCGCGGCCAACGAUUCACGGCUUCCGCAGCACCACUGUUGAAUCAGCUACUAUAUGAUGUUACUUCCCAGGUUCAAUCCCCCAACCAGACUAUUGAAGGGCAGACUGUCCGCGACACUUGGGAUGGGACGAUUCACACAAUGGGCAGCGGUAGCGAUUUCACCGCGUUCCAGGACCAUGCCGGUAUCCCAUGCAUCGACAUGGGUUUCCAAGCUGGACCAAAGGACCCUGUAUACCACUACCAUAGCAACUACGAUAGCUUCUACUGGAUGGAAAAAUAUGGCGACCCGGGAUUCAUCUACCAUCGAACAAUGUCGCAAGUUCUAGCUCUGACGACGGCUCAGCUUGCUGACAAGCCUGUCCUAUCAUUCGAGGCGGCAACUUAUGCCAAGGAACUUGACAACUACGUCAAAAAGGUGGAAGACAAGCUGGAAUCGACCUUGUCCAUAUCUGCAGAGCAGCCCACUAGAGAGGAUGAGAUUGUCGCUUUCCGUUCAAGGCAUCACCAUGACGGUGAUGAGGUUGUUGGCGAUGCCGACACAUUCCGUUUGGCAUUGGGCCGACUUCACGACGCCAUCGGCGGACUUCUCGAGGAAUCGAUCAAGCUAGACACCAGGGCCGAUGAACUGAAGGAGCAGAUGAAGCAGGAGAUCCCAUGGUGGAAGUGGCCCAAGAAGAUCAAGCUCGGCUUUGAGAUCCGCGGCGUUAACACCAAGUACAAAUACCUGGAGCGAAACUUCCUAUUCCGGGGUGGCCUGGACGGCCGUGAGUGGUUUAAGCACGUCGUGUUCGCGCCAGGAUUGUGGACUGGUUAUGCCGGUGCCGUGUUCCCGGGACUCGAUGAGAGCAUCGACUCCAAAGAUUACACGAAUGCUCUGAGAUGGGUGGAUAUCAUCGAGAACUCCAUCAACCACGCCACAGGUAACCUGAAGUCGCACCACUAG